UUUAUGCAGGGAAGAGACACGAGACAAUUUUAGCCUGUGGUGUUUCCAGAGGACCAGCGCUCAGGAGAAUCAGUUGGGACUGUACUGGUCUCUGGCUGCAGAUGUGAUGGCUACAGUCCUCUUUACCUUUGAAGAUUUGCUGUACAAUUGGGACAGUCUCGUCUGGAACCUCACAGCGCGAGCCCUAAGAAACUGGCGCUUUGGGAAUCUUCGUGCCUUGCAGUUCCUACUGAGACCAUGGUGCAUCUCUCACGGUAUCUAUCAGAUGUCCGAAGGUCGUCGGUGUCAGGUACACCUUCUGGACGACAGGAAGCUGGAACUUCUUGUUCAGCCCAAGCUCCUGGCAAAGGAGCUGCUCGACUUGGUGGCAUCGCACUUCAGCCUGAAGGAGAAGGAAUACUUUGGGAUAGCAUUUACAGAUGAAACGGCGCAUUUCAGCUGGCUGCAGUUAGACCGCAGAGUGUUAGAGCAUGAUUUCCCUAAAAAAUCAGGACCAGUUGUGUUGUAUUUCUGCGUGAAGUUCUACAUUGAGAGCAUAGCUUACCUGAAGGACAAUGCCACCAUUGAACUCUUCUUCCUGAACGCAAAGUCUUGCAUCUACAAGGAGCUGAUUGAAGUCGACACUGAAGCCAUUUUCGAGUUGGCAGCGUACAUCCUCCAGGAAGCUAAAGGCGACUAUUCAAGCAAUGAAGUAACAAGAGCUGAUCUAAAGAAACUUCCAGUACUCCCAACCCAGGCACUGAAGGAGCACCCAUCUCUCGCAUACUGUGAGGAUCGAGUGAUCGAACACUACAAGAAGGUGACUGGACAAACAAGAGGACAAGCUAUCGUGAAUUACAUGAGCAUUGCAGAAUCUCUUCCAACCUAUGGGGUCCACUAUUACGCAGUAAAGGACAAGCAAGGAAUUCCAUGGUGGUUGGGACUGAGUUACAAAGGGAUUUUCCAGUACGAUUAUCACGAUAAAGUGAAACCCAGAAAGAUUUUCCAAUGGAGGCAAUUGGAGAACCUGUACUUCAGAGAGAAGAAAUUUUCUGUGGAAGUUCAUGAUCCCCGCAGGGCCUCUGUAACCAGGAGAACCUUUGGUCACAGUGGAAUCGCAGUGCACACAUGGUACGCCAGCGCAGCUCUGAUUAAGUCGAUCUGGGCAAUGGCCAUUAGCCAGCACCAGUUCUAUCUGGACAGGAAGCAAAGCAAAUCAAAAAUCCACGCUGCCAGGAGCCUGAGUGAAAUUGCCAUCGACCUGACUGAAACGGGGACUCUGAAGACAUCCAAGUUGGCCAACAUGGGAAGCAAAGGGAAGAUCAUCAGCGGGAGUAGUGGCAGUCUCCUCUCCUCAGGGUCUCAGGAGUCAGACAGUUCGCAGUCUGCCAAGAAGGACAUGCUGGCGGCUUUAAAAUCCCGGCAGGAUGCUCUCGAGGAGACUCUGAGGCUGCGGCUCGAGGAACUCAAGAAGUUGUGUCUGAGAGAAGCGGAGCUGACGGGGAGGUUGCCCAAGGAAUAUCCUUUAGACCCUGGGGAGCAGCCCCCAAUCGUGCGGCGAAGGGUUGGCACCUCAUUUAAGCUAGACGAGCAGAAGAUCACGGCCAAGGGAGAGGAGAUGGAACUGGAGCGCCUGGAGCGAGAGUUUGCCAUUCAGUCACAGAUCACGGAGGCAGCGAGGCGGCUUGCCAGUGACCCCAACGUCAGCAAGAAGGUGAAGAAGCAGAGGAAGAUAUCCUACCUGAACGCCCUUAAGAAGCUGCAGGACAUCGAGAACGCCAUCAACGAGUACAGGAUCAAAUCAGGGAAGAAACCGACCCAGAGGGCAUCACUAAUCAUCGAGGAGGCAAACAUUGGUUCAGAAGACAGUUCAUUAUCAGAUGCUCUGGUUCUUGAGGACGAGGACUGUCACAGCUCGAGCCUCUCGUCACCCAUCCAGUCUCCGCACAAGGCCCUCCCUCCCCGCCCACCCUCACAUCAGAGACCCCACCCACCGCAGUCCCUGGAUGGCUUACGCCAGCUGCACUACCAUCACAGUGAUUACGACAAGUCACCCAUCAAACCAAAAAUGUGGAAGGAGUCGUCCUUAGAUGAGCCAUACGAGAAGGUGAAGAAACGAGCCUCACACAGCCACUCCAGCCUGCCGAGUGGACACACGCGAUUCCCCAGUGUGGGGAACAGUGCAGAGGCAGGGGCCGGAGGUUCACUACAGAGCAGUCCUGUGAGAAGUGCCCCGCACUGGAACUGCACACAGUCCAGCAUGCCUUCCACGCCCGACCUACGGAUACGGAGCCCCCCCUACGUACAUUCCACACGGUCAGUUGAUAUCAGCCCCACCCACCUUCACAGUUUGGCACAGCACUUUAGACACAGGAGUUCCAGCUUGGAGUCUCAGAGCAAGCUGGUUAUGUCUGAGAACGAGACUGGGAGUCCGGACUUCUACACCCCAAGGACUCGUAGUAGUAACGGUUCUGACCCCCUGGACGAUUGCUCGUCCUGCGCGAGUCACUCCAGCUCGGAACAUUACUACCCGGCGCACAUGCAUGCCAACUACUCCACGCUGGCCGAGGACUCGCCCUCCAAAUCCCGGGAACGCCAGAGGCACCGAUCUGCUGGGAACCUGGGUUCCACCAAUUCAGGGAGCAUGCCCAACCUGGCCGGCAAGAGCGGCGGUGCCAAUGGCGGGGUCUACCUUCACAGCCAGAGCCAGCCCUCGUCGCAGUACAGGAUCAAGGAGUAUCCCUUGUACAUCGACGGCAGCCCAACACCGGUGGUGGUACGGAGCCUGGAGAAUGACCAGGAGGGACACUACAGCGUGAAGGCACAAUUUAAAACUUCCAACUCUUACACCGCAGGUGGGAUCUACAAGGACUCCUGGCGCGGCGAGGACAUGGCUGCCGUGAAGCUGAUGCCGUCGCGCUCACAAAUUGUUCGGACUCCCUCCCUGGUUAAGGAUAAUGCUGAAAGGAGCACAAACAGGACUGCUCUGUCCGAUGAGCUGAGGUCGUGGUACGAGAGGUCCUCGGCCACGCUGAAGGAGCACAAUAGACUCGUUCACACAAAUUCCGACUCAUCAGACAGGAGUUCCCCGUACUCCCCAGCACAGAGUGCCUUCAUCGGUCACAGCAGGACAACCCGUAUGCCUCAACCAUCCAAAGGAACAUCAGCUGUUUCAGCUUCACCUCGCAGUCAAAGGAGCACAACGCAGCCUGCUGAAUUGGCCGUGACUUCCCCGUCAAGCAGUCCUCACCACAUCGUGUCCUGGCAGAGUGGGCCCUAUCAGGACACUUGCUACAUGGACAGGUCCCUCUAUUCAGAAUUAGCAGACGUCCAGUGGUAUGGGAGCGAUAGUGCUAAACCUGGAACUCUCGUCUGACCAAUGACCUCAGCUCAAACUACAAGCGUCAAGUCCACCUGGUGACCAUCUCACUGCCCUUUGUCACUGCCUUACUCUAUGCACAGCUAGGGACCAGAAAUCUCAGCUCCAAGCACACCCACAAAGGAAAUUUCUAAACCAAGCUAAAGUGAAUCCUCAGUAAAGUACCACAAACUGUGCUUUAUUUUCCUCUCCCUCUUUCUCACCCCACUCUCCCCUCCACCCCUCCCCCUCUCACUUCCUCUUCCCCCAAACCCUCUCCCCUCUCUCACCCCACUCACUCGCUCUCUCUCCCCCUCCCCCCUCUCUCCCUCUCUUCUAUUUCUCUCUCUAUCUCCCCUCUUUCUUUCCUGUAUUUUUCUCUCUUUCCCCAUCGCUCUCUCUUUAUCUCUAUCUCUAUCUCUCUCAGGUAACCACCUGGUCAAGAAUAACAAAGGUUUUUUACAGUUGAAGUCAGAUUGCAAAUCCCACCCACCAGACCUCCCUUUGUAGAAGUCUGUGUGAUUCCAUUCCGAUCUCUAGUGGGGAACAAAUGCCAAUAGCUUAGGAACAAGAUACUUCAGAACUUAACCAAGCUUAAUGUUUACUUGAAUUUUACCAAAGACCAACUUUAAGCUAAAGAGAACAAGCUGGACAGAUGUUGUCCAUUGGUUACCGGUUAAGUAAACAAGCAGGCAAGCACGGAACAAUGAUUAUGUUUGUCUGCGUAUCCCAACUGGAAGGGGCUGAGCAGACGCAAAUACAGGACCGGAGGUUUGAUUCCUAGCACCUGUUUCACACUGGCAUUGGAAGAGGAAUUUGACCCCAGUACGUUGCCAAUUUGUGCUUCACUGACAGGCCCUGCAAAAUAUCUGAAAAAUGCAUUGGUCAUGUUAACGAGUGCCGGGGUGUAGGAAAAAAGCCUUUCCUCUCUUUACACAACAUGGUUAUGAAAUGGAGACUGUAUGAUACGUCACUGAUACACAGAUUCAGUGUGAGAUAAAGCACAUGAUUAAUAUAAUCUGUAUAUUUUUGAGUUGGGAGAAAAAUUGAUAUAAAAUCAGUCCCUGGUUCAAGAUGAAAAUCAUUUUACCAGUCACGCAUUCUCUUCAAAGGCUUUAGCUGAUUUAGUGGAAGAGACCUUGGAGAGUUAUCAACCCUUGGAAGGCCUCACGAAAUAUUAAAAAAAUAUUUUCCCAUGAAGUACUCAUCAGAAGUAAUUUAGUGACUAUAAAGUUUGGCAGGCAGAGUGUGUGUGUGUGUGCUCACUCCAGAUUUCUCAGCAAGGGGGCUGUUACAGACAUAGAACUCCCUCUCUCUCUCUUCUGCGUUUCUGAAUGGCGGAGGGUUUCCUGUUUGAGAGGAAGGUGAAUUGAAUAUCAGUGCUGAGGCAGCACCACUGUGUGUGGUCCCGGAGCAAGGAUAAAUUGCUUCAGUAAACCAGACACCACCGUUUGUUUUCGGGAGACAGCUAAGAGGGAUUUGCGUUCAGUUAAAGAGGCCAACAUUCUCAGAUGCCACCAUGCAUUUAUCGUGGGGUGAAUUUUUCUUUCUAAUUCUCCGUUUCUGUUACCAUUGUGGAAAAUGUUAAAGUUCCAAUAUGUUUUAUAAAUCAGUAUUAGUUUAGUUUGGCCAUAGACAGUCACAUUCAGGUGCUCACCCAACAGAACAGUUACCACUAGAAUAGAUGUAGGGUUUAAAAUCUAUAAAUGUCAAUAGUUUUAUUACAAGUUUGUGUAAAUUAAAGCAAUGUAGUUAAAACAAAUUCAGUAGAUUGCGGCCUGAAACGACUGUAGAUUCUAAAAGAGCAUGUAAAAUGUCUUUUUUUUUACCCCUCUUUUUGUUCAAUUUUAAUCAAAGAGGAUUAUGUAUGGCGUAGAAAGUGCAGAAUUAUGAAAUUCUGCUAUUAAUUUAUUCUUUUUGUAUUAAGAAUUUGUAUAGUACCUUUACAUUUUACAGAAGUGUUGUCGAGAAUUCCAAAAUGAAGCAUUUUCAAGAUAAUGAAUUUGGUGGUUCUUGAAAUUAACAAAAUAAAUUAUUACUGUAUGU
Hypanus sabinus (Atlantic stingray) is the source of this 5383-nucleotide messenger RNA. RefSeq names its product FERM domain containing 4A (gene frmd4a). The coding region runs from base 107 to 3355 and encodes 1082 amino acids. Gene Ontology annotation, cellular component: cytoskeleton; adherens junction; bicellular tight junction. Gene Ontology annotation, biological process: establishment of epithelial cell polarity. Lineage: Eukaryota; Metazoa; Chordata; Chondrichthyes; Myliobatiformes; Dasyatidae. The record is from RefSeq and is a predicted model, not a curated record. The transcript has 23 exons.